Vicia villosa (hairy vetch) is the source of this 1879-nucleotide messenger RNA. RefSeq names its product lysophospholipid acyltransferase LPEAT1-like. The coding region runs from base 193 to 1311 and encodes 372 amino acids. Gene Ontology annotation, biological process: phospholipid metabolic process. Lineage: Eukaryota; Viridiplantae; Streptophyta; Magnoliopsida; Fabales; Fabaceae. Gene Ontology annotation, cellular component: endoplasmic reticulum. Gene Ontology annotation, molecular function: lysophosphatidylethanolamine acyltransferase activity. The transcript is spliced from 9 exons. The record is from RefSeq and is a predicted model, not a curated record.
UUUUUUUAGAAACCUCUCCUGAGAAAGAAACUCAAAAAUUAACAAACAUUUUUCAAAAAAUUCCAACGCGAACGUGAAUCGUUCAUGUUCCACGAUCUUCUGCAAAACAAAAAACUCUUCCAUUUUCUCUUCCAUCAACCAACAAAAACAAUGGAAAACUCUUCAAAUGAAUAGCCUCCAAAUCUCGAAUCCAUGGAGUCCGAACUCCAAGACGUAAAUUCCAAACCACCAAAACAACCCGACCCGGUUCACGACGACGGUCCUCUCCUCGAACCGAUCACAAUCUUCGCUUCCAACACCGAAGAGCUCGAGAAGAAAUUCGCCGCGUACGUCCGACGCGAUGUUUACGGAACAAUGGGACGCGGCGAGUUACCGACGAAGGAGAAGGUGUUGUUGGGGGUUGCAUUGGUGACGCUUGUUCCGGUGAGAAUGGUCGCGGCGAUGGCGUUGUUGUUGCUGUAUUAUUUGAUUUGUAGGGUUUGUACGUUGUGUUCUGUGCCGAAUCGGGAGGAUGAACAGGAGGAUUAUGCGCAUUUAGUUGGAUGGAGGAGGAUCGUUAUUGUUCAGUGUGGGAAAGCUCUUUCUAGGGUUAUGCUUUUCGUUUUAGGGUUUUAUUGGAUUACGCAAUCGUGUCGUGGUGAAAACCCUACCUCCAAUGAGAAGGAAAACAAACAGCAGCCUGAAGAGACAGGAAGACCCGGUGUAAUAAUAUCUAAUCACGUAUCAUACGUGGACAUUUUGUAUCACAUGUCUAAAUCAUUCCCAAGUUUUGUUGCUAAGAGAUCAGUGGCUAAACUUCCUCUAAUAGGUCUCAUCAGUAAGUGUCUUGGUUGUAUCUUCGUUCAGCGGGAGUCCAAGACAUCAGACUUCAAGGGUGUUUCAGCUGUUGUCACUGAAAGAAUUCGAGAAGCUCAUCGAAAUACAUCUGCUCCAAUGAUGAUGUUAUUUCCAGAAGGUACAACAACUAAUGGAGAAUAUCUCCUUCCAUUCAAGAGUGGUGGUUUUUUGGCACAUGCACCAGUACUUCCUGUAAUUUUAAAUUACCGUUACCAGAGAUUAAGCCCUGCCUGGGAUUCUAUAUCUGGGCUGCGCCAUGUGAUUUUUCUUUUCUGUCAGUUUGUAAAUUAUAUGGAGGUGACAGAGUUACCUAUGUACUCUCCCUCACAAGAGGAGAAGGAUAAUCCCAAACUAUAUGCAAAUAAUGUUAGAAGGUUGAUGUCUACUGAGGGUAAUUUGAUACUUUCAGAUAUUGGGCUAGCUGAGAAACGAAUAUAUCACUCUGCUCUUAAUGGUUUGUUUUCCCAAUGCUAAUUUGGCUCUGUGCCCUGUGUAUUCACUUUGGAAACGGAUUCGGUGACUUUAUUGCGGGAAAGUCACCGUAACUUUAGUUAUAAUUUUGUUGUUAUGGCAGGAAAAAUAUAUAAGAAAUAAUAUAUAAAGGUAUGAAAUGGUAAAAUAAAUGAAAUAAUGAACUAAAGUCAUGGUGACUUUGGAGAGGCAAAGUCACUCAAACCCUACCCAUUCACUUUAUGGUUCUAUUAUGUCCAGAAACAAAGAUAACAUAGAAAAUUAUGUGCUGACUAAGGAGCGUCAGUGCCUUUUAGCAGAGACAUUCUGGUACUAAUUUUUGGCUGAUCCUUCAAGUGUGAGGUGAUUUACAGUAUAAUUGCUGAUUCUGAUGGAGAUUUAGGCUCUGAGUUUUUAACCUAGUAAUCUUGACAAGGGCUGAAUUUUUAUACAAUAUAUGGUAGGAAUUUAAAUAUUUAGGAGGGGUGUAGAGAAGCAAGUAAAUUUGUAAAUUAUUUGAUUUGAUUUUAUGAAUUAGUUUUACAGAAAUAUAUAUUAUAUACCCUCUUCAGAAUCAUUUCUUCAAUAUUUA